Messenger RNA from Cicer arietinum (chickpea), 567 nucleotides. RefSeq names its product protein At-4/1. The record is from RefSeq and is a predicted model, not a curated record. Lineage: Eukaryota; Viridiplantae; Streptophyta; Magnoliopsida; Fabales; Fabaceae.
AAAUGUGAUUACUAUCCUAGUCAAUAGCAAUAAUAGCAACUGAAAAAUCGUUGAAGUUAUGAGAAUUUUAGAAGUUUGGAGAAAAAGAAAGAAAAAUGGCGGCAACGAGUGACGAAGAAAUGGAGGCGCUGCUCUCCACUUUCAAUCAGAUCUACGAGGAUGUAAAGAAUGAUGUUUCGGAAAUCCAAUCGCUGAAAUCAAAACACAGUUCAGAGUUAAAAUUGCGUGAAUCUCUUCAAAUCACUUGCAAUAACCUCAAAAAAGAAAAUGAAGAGUUGGCAAAACUAUAUUCUGAAUCCUUAAAGAAUGUGGCUCAUCAGCUUGAUUUCCAAGAGAAAUGCAUGAAUUUGAAAGAGGAACUAGAAAGAUCAAAUAAUGAAGUUAUCUCUAAAGAAGAUGGACAUAGGACGGCUUUAAAAUUGCUUCAGCAAGAAUAUGAUGAAAAAAUUGCUACUUUAGAAACUCAACUUAAGUGAGUAUUGAUUGUUGUCUAUACAUUGCUGUUACUGAAUUUAUGUAUUGUUCUUUCCAUGGUCAUGAUGUUGGAAAUUCAAUGUCAAUUUUAGA